CGCCGCUCCACCCAUCGCCGUCGACUCGCAUGCUGUGACAUAUGAAAUCAAUACGCCUGGACCGAUGGGCUUCCCAAUUGCAGCCGCCUAGGAACCCGCGAUUAUACCUGCUCACGCGACGAUGUCCCUUUUCCACUGAGGCGAGACAAUGCAUACCCACGCGGGAAUUGCAACGAAACCAGCAGCAGGCAUCAGCACAAUGUAUACAGCAAAGGAGAAGUAUCACCAAACGGCGGAAAGCUUCGACUGCGGCGACACAGCAGGCGCAGGAAGAGGCCGAAGCCUUCUGUACCGAUGAACCAGAUUUGCAGCUCGAAAGCGACGAAACGCCCAGGAUACCUCUCAAUUUUCCAUCACAUGGACAAGCUGUACAAUCAGCAAAGCUGUCUGCGCUCCAUGCCAGAUUAUCCUUACCCUCGAAACUCCCCAUACAGACAGUGGCAAGAUGUCUGAUCGAUCACUCGGUGGACCGCAGGCCUGGCUACAAUAAUGCUUCCCUAGCUGUACUUGGGCAGGAGCUAUUGGGCUACUACACCUCGGAAUGGCUCAUUUGUAAAUAUCCACGGAUACCAAUGUCCAUUCUGUUUGCAGCACAGUACGGCUACGUUGGACCUGCGACACUAAACUCGAUGCGAAUGGAAUGGGGAGUGGAAGCAGUGGCAGCACCUGGACCAGAGGUUGAUCCGGGAUUACUGCAGUUCAAGAGACUUACACCUGGCAAUGCUAUGGCUGAAGAUGGAAAACAGAGAGUGAAGGAUGUGCUACAAGGACAACUUCAGACUAGCCUGAGAGGGACUGGUCGAUAUCUGAAAGAAAAGAGGGGCAUGAGCAAUCGCAUCGUCCAUGAUGAUGAAUUUGGAGACAUUACUGUAGGACCACCUGGAGCGUUCCCAUCAGAUAACAAGGCACCAUAUGCUGGAGCACCUAUCGCAGUCUCUCAAGCCUCAGACCCGGCAAUGGAGCAUGCCGUUGGAGCUGGUAUUGAGGGUGGCGAGGUUGAGAUCACCAUGCCACCAAAGACUCUCGAGUUACAACCGCAAGACAUAGACAUGGACACUGAGCCUGUUUCGAUGACAGAUGCAAGCGCGAGUUUCGUCCGCGCUCUAGUCGGAGCCCUAUACCUGCACGCUGGGACUGAGGCAGCCAAAGCCUUUCACAAGGCACAUGUGCUCAGCCGUCAUCUUGAACUACACAAGAUGUUUGACUUCAAGUAUCCCACACGCGAUCUCUCCAUCCUUUGCCGCCGCGAAGGCUUUGAGCCACCCGUGGCGCGCUUAAUAUCAGAAACUGGUCGACUGUCUCGGACGCCUGUCUUCGUAGUUGGAGUGUUCAGUGGCAACGACAAGCUUGGCGAAGGUGCCGGCAGUUCAUUGAACGAAGGAAGAGUUCGGGCAGCAGCAGCCGCUUUAAGAUCAUGGUAUCUCUACAGUCCUCCGCCUUCGGAAAUCGUGCUGCCCAGCGAAGUCGAGGGUUCUAGCAAGAUUCAAAAAGUGUGGAAGCCGCAGCUUGUCGAUCCUGGUGAGAUCGUCCAGUAAAGGAUGAAUGGUCUUGUGUUACUAGUGUAUGGGGAAUGGGUUGUACAGCUACAGCAUAGCGUGAACUGCUGGCAUGCAUGGGAUGGUGUAUGAGGGCCCCCAAAUCGCUCUCUAGAGGUUCGUCGAGUCUGUACAAAUAUACAUCGCCAGAGCUGCAAUGACACCGACUCUACUUUCCUGGCAAGCCACAAUUCCCAAUGGCAUGGGAAGCGACGCGUGACACCGGAUUUACAGAGACCGGAGAUUUAGAUACGCGAGGCUGAAGGAAGUUUGUCUGUCGCG
This is a messenger RNA of Pseudocercospora fijiensis CIRAD86, 1817 nucleotides long. RefSeq lists its product as uncharacterized. Gene Ontology annotation, molecular function: ribonuclease III activity; double-stranded RNA binding. The transcript has a single exon. Gene Ontology annotation, cellular component: nucleus. NCBI's taxonomy places the organism in Eukaryota, Fungi, Ascomycota, Dothideomycetes, Mycosphaerellales, Mycosphaerellaceae. Bases 42 to 1535 code for a protein of 497 amino acids. Gene Ontology annotation, biological process: primary miRNA processing; rRNA processing; regulation of gene expression. The record is from RefSeq and is a predicted model, not a curated record.